AUGUCCGCCGUGUCCGUGACCGUGACAGACCUACCAACCCCACCCUUUUCGCCGGACGGACUCGCAACUCCGGACGGCGACACAAUAGCGCCCGGCACAUUCCCGUUCUUUCCCCUGCUUCCGGCCGAGCUCCGUCUCAAGAUAUGGCACAUGUCCUUCCUCCCGCGCACCGUCGAACUCCACACGCGACGAACCCACUACGCCGAUGACGACGACAUGUGGUCGAACGCAAUCCCGAAAUGGCAGUCGCAGUCGCGCAACCCGGCCGCUUUGUCCGUCAACGCCGAGGCGCGCGCUGCCGCCCUCGAGUUCUACACGGUCGCCCUGCCGCUCGCACACCAACACCAGGGGCCCGGCGACCGGCUGCAGGACAGCGACCGCGUGCUGUACCUCAACCUAGAGCAGGAUAUGGUUGUGCUGCUCGGAGAGUUGCACUAUCUGCGCCUGACUAGGCUGCUGAAGUGGUUCCGUAAGAUGGACGAGGCUAGACAGUCACAACGGAGAAGUGGUGAUGGGAGGGAGGGAGUCGGGUUGAGAAGACUGGCUAUGAGCGUCGCGGCGUGGGCGCACGAGCGCGGGGCCGAGACGCUCAAGGCGUUUAAUAUUCCUGUGUUUGGCCAUAUCGAGGAGUUUGUCCUGUUCAUGUACAUGGACCGCAUGCCGCCGCCGGCUUGGAGUGGUGGAUCGUGUGUGCUUGAGGAGGCCUCGCCCGAUGAGGACCAUUACCGCCGCUUUGUUAUGGGCCGCGGAAAACAGUUCCGCGAUCGCCAACGUGGCGGUUGGAUGCAGGUUGGCCAGAGGCCGUUGAAGAUAGCCGAGAUACGAUUUGAUGAUGGGUGGUGA
Messenger RNA from Canariomyces notabilis, 843 nucleotides. RefSeq lists its product as uncharacterized. The record is from RefSeq and is a predicted model, not a curated record. Bases 1 to 843 code for a protein of 280 amino acids. Lineage: Eukaryota; Fungi; Ascomycota; Sordariomycetes; Sordariales; Chaetomiaceae. The transcript is spliced from 2 exons.